Molecule: messenger RNA, 5358 nt
Organism: Erpetoichthys calabaricus (reedfish)
Lineage: Eukaryota; Metazoa; Chordata; Cladistia; Polypteriformes; Polypteridae
Gene: sigirr
Product: single immunoglobulin and toll-interleukin 1 receptor (TIR) domain
Exons: 10
Coding region: 592-1818 (408 amino acids)
Biological process (GO): signal transduction
Source: RefSeq, a predicted model, not a curated record
ACGCCGGAGUCGCAUCGCGCGCUCAGGUGCGGCCAGGUGUGUCACGUGAACCACAACACCUGCCACCCGGCCAGCCAAUAGCAGCGAGAAGUGUGCUAGUCGACCACACCGAUAGCCAAUAGCGAGCGACAGGUCACCUUUGCACAGGACAGCCGGUGGUUGGAUGUGAAGCUGGGAGGGAGAGAUGAGCCUGCAAGUGCCCAAAAGCGGUCGAGCCAGUGCGGAGACUCUGAGAGAAUAAGCAUCACUAAUUCCGGAGUUGAAAACAGCGUGGUGGAAGGAUAGGGGCACAACUGGAAGUCUACUUUGCGGAUCUUGGAGGGAAAAAAAGAAACAGUCGCUGUGUCAGAUAUGACCAAGUUUUAUGUGCAUUCUAUCCCAACAUUUGCAAGAGAGAGCCAAAAGCAUUGUUCUUAUGAAUGCAACCACCUCUUUGGUUUAAGGUGCUGACAUUUGCUGAGUCCUGAACUUCUGGAAGAGCCUGAAAGAAGAGCAGGCGCUAUGGGUUCUUCAUCAUUGUAGUUGUCGAGGGUGACUGAAACAAAAGACUGCACCUAUUUCCAAAGGUCCAGGUGGCUACCAACUGCAAUAAUGAGCACUGUGGAUUGCAGUCAUCACCCCACCUUCCUAUCACCAAUAGGGCAGCCUGUCUUGGAGCCUCACCUUGGCGAGCAGCUGCAGCUCAAUUGUUCUGUCAAGAUCAACAGCACGUUGGAAAGCCUUUGCAAUUUCACGAUCAAUUGGUUUAAGGAUGGACUGGCAAUUCCUACAAGCAGCAGUGUGUCCAUUCAAAAAAUGAGUGAAACUUUUGAGGUUAUGCAAAGUGUUCUAAGUGUCAACAUGACCGAUGACCAAACAUAUGGAGUCUUCAAGUGUGUUUUGAGUGAUUCUACAGCAGAGUUCACUCUGCAGAAACCAGGGAACGCAAAUCAUGUAGCUGCUGUCAUCGGUGCCCUAACUGUUCUUGUGGUCCUUGUGUUGAUGACCAUCAUAUAUGUGAAGUGCAGGCUGAACGUGAAGCUGUGGUGCAGAGACAAAUAUGAAGACUAUGAUGCCAAUGAUGGAAAGCUGUUUGAUGCCUACAUUUCUUAUAUGGACUCAGCCAGUGAAAAGAAGUUUGUGAACUUCAUUUUAAAGCCUCACCUUGAGAACAAGUACAACUACAAACUGCACCUUAACACUGGUGACAUUCUACCAGGAUCAGAGCCCUCAGCAGAGCUGCUGAUGAAUGUAAGCCGUUGCCGCCGGCUUAUUGUGGUACUAUCGCAGUCUUACUUGGAGCAGGACUGGUGCACUAACAACUUUAAGGAGGGCCUCUGGCGUCUCACCGAGCUCUGCAACAAGCCCAUCUUUAUUCUCUUUGAAAAUCAGUACAGACUGGCUACUCAUCCGGCUGUCCAGCUGCUUAGGGAGCAGAAGAGGAGCAUCACACUAUUAGUCUGGAACUCCAAGUCUGUGACCCCUUCUUCAGACUUCUGGAAGGAGCUGGUCUUAGCAAUGCCUCACAAGAUCAGGUAUCACAGCACUAUGGCUGACCCUCAGGUUUUUCUCCAUGAUGACAAGGACCCUAUGCUAACUGUUAAUCCUGAAUACCUGGACUGCGGUUCAGACUUGGACCCACAGGGAGAUUUGGGUGUUCGAGUUCCGAUCUUUAAAGGCCCACCACCGAAGGUUUCAGCCCUUCCUAAUUCUGCAACCCACGUGCCUACUGAAGAACUGGAGCAAAGGCACAGUGAAAUUGACAUUUCAGACCUGGGUUCCCGCAACUAUGGUGUGCGCACUGAUUUCUACUGUCUAGUGACAGAAGAGGAGUUCUAAAGAGGACAGGCAUGAUGUUCAGUGAGUCACCAGCAUGUUAUGUAGUCCAGUUGGAGGUGUACAUGUCUCAGAAUUGGACUCCCGUGUCAGACCGUUCAGGCAAUUGUUUUUUCAGGCCAGUUAUUGGCAAGAGUCUGGGGAUUUGGAAGACAAAAGCUACACAUCCUUUUUCUUUACAUCAAGUGUUUGAAGAAGACUGGAUGCAAAGAAGGCCCCAUAUUACUUCCUGUUGCAGACAGGCAGUUGAAGGGGAAUGCCUGUGAAAUAAAGGCUUUGGAGCCUAACAAAGUUCACAUGGGCCUUUUAGAAUUAAAAUCUUUACCUUUUGGCAUUUCCUACUACCAUAAGACUUCUGUGUCUGAGAUUUCUUGUUAAUAAUUAAUCAUAGGCACUAAGGGAGUGAAGGCAGUGCUUCCCAAUGGUUGCUGCUCCUUAAGUGUUUUGUGACUGGAGAAAGAGAACAGUGGCCCUUUAACUAGAAAAGUCUUUAGUCGCUAGAGGGCAGUAAAUAUUCAUCUCUGAGCUCAAACUCGCUCUCUCAAUUGUGUGCUGAAACCAAACUGGGAGUGGGAAUACAUAUUGAACCUUCUAUGUAUGCUAAAUAAUGGAUACAGUGCUUGCUUUUGAAUAGUUCUUAGAAAAUGUAAAUUUUGUAAAUUUAACUUUCUAUGUAUGGAACAAGCUUAAUUUAAAGUGAAUAGCAUGUGCCUGAACGACAGAACAUUUUAAUGCCAAAAAUUCUUUGUCACCCUACUUUUGGGUAUAAACCAAGCCUGCACUGCUGCUACAAAGAAAUGUGCCUUUUCUCCCUAAAAGUCUCUUUAAGGUUGCAUUAGGAAAGUGGGUUCAGGAAAUGGCUAGAUGGGCUGAGAAUGGUCCAUGCCUGAUGGUACAUCCUCUCACACAUUUUCUGAUGUAAUUACUUUGACAGUAUUAAAUACAGUUGUCAUUUACAACAGAACACCCAAAUUUGUCCUUACAACAGUUAGGAACGCUAUGUUAUCAAUUAUUUCAAUCAAAAGGAGUUACACUAACAAAAUUGUCCUCUACUCCUUCUGUAGGACUAUGUGAAUACAUGUCAGAGACUGCUGUCUGGUUUACCUGACUUCACUAGGCCAAAAGGCCAUGAAGUUGUUAUUCAGCAAUUUGCCAUUUGUUUUGUCCCUAUUAAGUGUUUUUCUCCUAUUCUAUAACAGGUAGGGUGCUGCACAUAAAAACAGAAAUUGCUGUUUCAAUUCCAGCCUUCAGCUUACUGUCUGACCCAGAAAAAGUCAAUGUACCUGGGCCCCAUGAUAAUUAGUACAAUUAGUACACAUAGAUAGAUGGAUAGAUAGAUAGAUGGAUGUAUGAUCAAGAGUACAAAGCACUUAUAAUAGUGUAGUGUAAUGUAAUACAUAAACAAUACAACAUGAAGUUAAAAAAACACAGUUUCCAUUCUAAAAAAUCAAGAUAUAUGUUAACAAUUGCAGUGAGGCCUGAUUUUCUGAGUCAACUUAAAUGUGUUCGCCAAAUCAAUAAAGUACAUAUGCCAGAAACCAAUGUAAUGCUUUUCAUCAAAGGUCAAGUAGGUGGUGUUAGAGACGCCCCUACUCUUGUGUGUGCUUCUGUUCAUGUAAACUCUUGUUGUUACCCAGUGCUUUGCCUCUGAAUAUUAAAGGCUCCCAUUGGGUCACAUUAAGCCCCAACAUCUUGACUCCUAGGCCAUGGUUCUCAUAACCCUGCAUUCUUUGACUUUAUUACUUUGUAGCAGUCAGAUACCAUGUACCCAAAGCUAUCUACAGUCGAUGGACAUCCUGGAGUGGUCUAGGAAGAAGAAAAUUGCAUCCAUAAUAUCAUAAGAAAAGUAUAUAAAUAAAUGUAGAAAAAUAUGUCCUUAAGAGCAGCUCUGUUGAAAGAUCUUCACAUAAAUGUGAUGUUAAAAAUAUUUACUUGCUCUACAGCUAACCACAGUCUCUGUGGCAGACUCUGGAGCUGUUUUAAAUAUUCCAUUAAUUUUCUGAACCAGUGUAUUCCAGUUAGUGGUUCAUUGAGGGUCGAAGCCUGCCCCUUUGUGGCAUUGGGCACAGGGCUGUAUUAUUACACACGCGUUCAUACAUUCACAGUUGAUCCUACUAUUCCCCUUCAUAAUCUCUGCAUGCUUGGUAGUUGAAAGGAAGACUGUAAUGACUGGAGAAAACCAAUCACAAGAACAAAGAGGAAGAUGUGCAAACUCCAUUCAGUCAGCAAUGUGGCCAGAGUUCAGACUGACUCUCUUAGAGCUGUGAGGUGGCAGCAAUAUGCUACCUGUAAUCGCUUGUCUUUUGGAACCUCUUUGGCUUUCAACAUUGGUGAGUCAGUUUGCAUCAAAUUGAUUUUCUUUGCUUAAUUUUUCCAUAUUCUGCAUUCAGAAAAAGCACCAGUGUUUGAUCUACAUUCAUAGGAAGAUUUUAAAUAUUCUUUGCCAUAGUCUUAAAUUCUUAAUUCUGCUUUGUCAUUUUUCCUAUUAAUUCAUCUUCUUCUGCAGAGUUUGUAUCAUGGUAUCAUUAUAGGAAUAAUGAAAAGGCCUUACAGUAGAAGUUUUAAAACUGGAUUUUUUUAAAAUUGGAAUUAGUUUCAGUGGAAUAUACUAAACAUUUAUGUGUGUAAUAUGAAGGUAAUGUAGUGUGCUCUUCUUCCUGUCUUGGAUUUUAAGGUUUUCAUCAUUGCUCUUAUGAUUUUCAUUUGGCUUUUCCAGAUGUUCUGGUUGUUUUAAGCUGUUCUUUUCUGAUGGGCGCACUAGUGGGUCUGACACUGAAGUAGCUGCAGCCUUUCGGUGUUAUUUUCCCUGGUGUCUACUCUGCUCGUUGUUAAUUGACAUUAUUAGGAUACAAUUAAAGGAGUAAAUGCCACAGAAAACACUAAAUUAAUAAUAAAAUUAUAAAAAAAAUAAGAACUAUGAAUAUUUCUACAUUUCUUUAAAUUUAAACUACACACUAGUGCUUUUUUUCAAUGUAGAAUAAAAGAAGAAAGGAAAAACCACACCAGGUAAUUAAACAUUGAGAUCAAUUCUAGUUAAUAAUGACUGACUGACUGAGAAACUGGGUACCUGUAACCAUAGGGGUCUCAUGACCAGCACUAAGGCAGUGGUUCUCAACGUUCAGUCCUGGAAGCCCCCUGACUUUGGGUUUUUGUUCCAACCAGUUUCUCGGUCAAUGUUACCUUAAUUGAUCUCACAGUUUAUGUAGAUGGCCUGUUUUUCCUUUUAUGUUGCAUUUAGAAAAGUGCAGUAGUGUCAGAUUUACACUUACAGAAAAAGUACAAAUAUUAAUUUCAUGUAUUUUUAAAUGCUUACUUUCUAUUGUUGUUUUUAAUUCACUUAUUUAUGUGGAGGUGACUUUCUUAAUUGUAUCUGAAUACAAACAAUUAACGUUGAACAGGGCAGCCAUCUGAGCAAAUGACUCUGACAGUACAACCCACUUGUGUGCUUAUUAGUAAAUAAUUGUCUAAAUAACUAGUAUAUUAAAAAUUUAAAAGGAAAAAAAUGAUUUCUUACCCAUCUAACAUAUAUAAAUUCUUGCUUCA